CGUGACCCUGCUGCCUUUGCUCAAAAGCAGCUCAAAUUCCUGUAAAAAGCCUGAGAUGAGUGACAUCAUCUAAACUAUGAACACUCUCCAAGUCCUCCUGUUUUUGGCUCUAAUUCUUGGAUCUGCAGUGCAAGACGAGAAAGAAGUGGAGGUUGGAGAGGAUGCAACUCUCGAUUGUCAGGGUCCCCAUGAAGGGAACAUCUUACGGCUAGCAUGGACCAAGAGUGACCUGAAAGCAGACAAUUACGUCUUUUUCUUUCGGGAAGAUCGUCUUUACAAAACAUACCAACAUGAAUUAUUCAAAGGUCGAGUGGAGCUGGAAGACCCAAACAUGAAAAGUGGAAAAAUGUCCAUCAUUCUGCAGAACACCACCGUUAAUGACACUGGAACAUAUGAGUGCCACAUCUCAUAUGAAACAGACCACAGCCAGAGAUCUGAGAUGAAGCAGGAAACCAAGCUGAAAGUUACACCUGCAGUUCAAAGACAAGGAGCCAGGAAGGAAGGAGCAAAGAAGGACAGAUCUGUUGGACUUAUAUCCGGUCUAUCAGUUUCCAGCCUGCUUCUCAUUGUUGCUGCUGUUGGAUAUUUGGUGUAAAGAAAACAGCAAAAGAGUCGGAACUUGGGCUGUGAUCAGGCUGAACGACAGAUGAACUGAUGGACAGAAAUUCAAUGAGUGUGAAACAUGUCCAGAACUUUCCCUGAAAGCCUUUGCACUGGGACAGGGAAAAAAAGAAAACCCACUGACUAAAUGAUAAUGGUGAUAGUAUUUGGUGUUUUUGAGGAUCAGACUAACAAGACAAAAACUCUUGCACAUGAAUAUAUUACCACUUCAUAAAAUAGUCUUGUAAUAUGAUCCAUGUCCCUGAAGGCAACUGGAAUAUUUUGCACUUCUAAAGGGUGAAAAAAUGCUGCUGUAUUCAUGUGAGACAUCGACAAGAAGCUUGGCAGUAUCACACGUGGUGGCGCGAUAUUCAUGACAAACAUUUCAAUCAGCCGGCAGCAGGUGGAAACAUUCACAGAGGGGAUGACCCGGCUCUUGGAAGAAAAUCAAAUAAGCUUAUAUUGAGCUCCAGGUACAUGACCUGGAGCAAUUGUGGUUCAAGAGUUGGGAGUUUGCCUUGUAAUCAGAAGGUUGCUGGUUUGAGCCCUGGUUUGGACAGUCUUGGUCGUUGUGUCCUUGGGCAAGACACUUCACC
Molecule: messenger RNA, 1196 nt
Organism: Oreochromis niloticus (Nile tilapia)
Lineage: Eukaryota; Metazoa; Chordata; Actinopteri; Cichliformes; Cichlidae
Product: V-set domain containing T-cell activation inhibitor 1-like
Exons: 4
Coding region: 77-595 (172 amino acids)
Biological process (GO): regulation of cytokine production; T cell receptor signaling pathway
Cellular component (GO): external side of plasma membrane
Molecular function (GO): signaling receptor binding
Source: RefSeq, a predicted model, not a curated record